CAAAAAACCUUCCCAUAGCUUGGCGCUUGGAUUGGAUGGUCUGAGAUUCCAGUGUGCUCGAGCUCGGCUAGGAAAAAGUCUCGGCAGCUUUCAUUCCAGCCCCAAUAUCAGGGUACCCUGCCGACCCGGACGAUUACACAGGGCACAAACGCAGGACAUCUCGACGGACCAAUUAUGCCAGUGACUGCUGCUCCGCGCAGCGUCUCGGACGCGACGCGAUUUACCGCAGCGACGCCGCAUGCGAGCUCCAAGACGGCCAUACCCCGGUUCGCGUCCCCUCGGUCCAAACCCGGAGGAGUUCCAGGCAGCGGCGGCGAUGGUGACCCCGGGAUCGUAGAGACCCCCGAGCAGAGGGUAGCCCGGUUACGAGCUGCACACCGGAGGGCUAAGGAAGCUCAGAUCUCAAAGUUCGACAAGAUCGUUGAUGUGGGCAGACGGGUGUUCGACUCGGCGCACAGGAUCACAGUCUUCGGCCUUGUCAUAUUCACGGGCGUCGCCGCCGUAGCAACGGUCUACACAGCCUACGAUAUGAUACGGUACAACAAGAAGCGUACUAGGGAAUGGAUCGAGGCGCAAAAGAAGUUUGAGGCCGACAGUCUUGAGGCUGCCCGCAUAGCCUACAUGACGGGCAAGGCCACCGAGGAGCAGAUCGCCCUGGUUGAGGAGCAGAUCGAACGGGAGCGUGAAUCCGGGCGCAAGACAUCCUUCUUCUCCAACAUCAGCGUGCUCAGCACGCCCGAACCCGCCACAAAAUCCACAUCCAACCCCGCGACAGCGACGGCGGGCUCACCAGCAGCGUCAGGGUCGGGGCGGUCGAUAACAGAAACCGUCUCGUGGCCAACAAGCGAGAGACAACAACAACAACCCAGCCAGGAGACCGCUGAUUCACAGCAGCCGCAGCAGCAGCCACAUAAGACAGGCCUAUGGGCCUGGCUGACGUCCAAUCUCAAGAAGCAGGAGGAGAGCAGCAGCCUGAGCGAGGAGGACGAUGCCGCGGGCGUCCGCAACAGCGACAUUGUGCGCGCCGUCGAGCAGAAGGCGCACGCGGCGUUUGAGAAGGAGAAGCAGAACCAACGACAGGGCGGGCCGCUGGAUCGGGUUGGGAUCGAGCAGCAGCAGGACAAGCCCGCUGCUGCCCCUACCACUACAGGGCAGGAAGAGCCGCCUAAGAAGGGGUGGUGGUAAUGGCGACCUGAAUGUCCUGUACCUUGCAAGGUGCCUGGCAGUGGGUGGGUACAUUGAGGCUCAGUUAGUUGGUGUUGCUGUGCAACGAUUGGAGUACUAUCAGCCGAAGGCUAUGAUGGUUCCUGCAUAUUCGCCUCCUGAAAUCCACCUUAGUGAGUAGCCGGGGCGCCGGGCCAGCACCACGGUGCGAGAAGCAACAUGGGCAUGGAGACUGUAUAUUAGUGUAGAUCGGAGGGUGCAUUACUCGGCGCGGAAUCUGUACAUAUCUAGACAAGAGCUCUGCCAGCUAGGUGCCUUAACAUCCAGCAAGUCCGUGGAGCUUUAGCUUGGGCUUUGGUCUCGGUAUGGGCUGUAUACAGCUGUACGCAGUCCAGAGCAACGAAGAGGUGACGAGCCGAGAUUGGUCUUUUGGUAUCAUAGUGCCGCCGAACAGCUAACGCAGGUAUCUCAAUGAAUGAAAUGGU
Canariomyces notabilis is the source of this 1649-nucleotide messenger RNA. RefSeq lists its product as uncharacterized. NCBI's taxonomy places the organism in Eukaryota, Fungi, Ascomycota, Sordariomycetes, Sordariales, Chaetomiaceae. The record is from RefSeq and is a predicted model, not a curated record. Bases 175 to 1185 code for a protein of 336 amino acids. The transcript has 2 exons.